Messenger RNA from Lytechinus pictus (painted urchin), 7015 nucleotides. RefSeq lists its product as uncharacterized. The record is from RefSeq and is a predicted model, not a curated record. Bases 20 to 3463 code for a protein of 1147 amino acids. Gene Ontology annotation, biological process: protein dephosphorylation. Gene Ontology annotation, molecular function: protein tyrosine phosphatase activity; protein binding. The transcript has 19 exons. Lineage: Eukaryota; Metazoa; Echinodermata; Echinoidea; Temnopleuroida; Toxopneustidae.
UCCACUUCAUGUGAUUGCGAUGACGUCAACACCUUUUGAGAGCACUGGGAACGCUCCAACUUUCUCUUGCGUACUCUCACCGGACAACACACAGAAUACCAUAACCUACACAGAGAGGGCAGUUAGACCAAGUCUCACUCCUGGAGGCUACACACUGAACAUACCGGGCAUGGAAGUAACUCAGACCGGUGGAUUUACACAGAACCUGCCUGGUGAUGAGACGUCAGUUGGUGUCUAUAGGUGUUCAAGUACAUCUACAAUUACUGGUACUUCAACAUCAGCAGAUGUGACAAUUCUCUCACAAGAAAGACAUUUUCAACCAAGUGACGGUCGCCUCACCAAAACGGUUUAUCCAGGAGACGACAUCACGCUUGCAGUGUCUGCCACUGAUAGGUAUGAUUCAGGAACGCAGGAGAUCAGAUGGAGCACUUUUUCAAACUUUGCAGAAGGAUCCUUGUCUCCAGAUGGAGAUGGGACACUGACCUAUACAAUUCGUUCAGCAUCUAAGAGAAAUGCAGAUAUCUACGGGACAUUCCAAAAUAAUAUGGUUGAUAAUCGUCUUUACAAUUUGAUUCGAGUCAUAGUUAUUGAAUGUCCCCGUGGCCGAUGGAACCUACCUUUAUGUGAUAGUUUGUGUGAUAACUGCUACAAUGGAGGAAUCUGUCAUCCUCAAUCAGGAACGUGUAUCUGUCCCCCAGGAUUCAUGGGCAAGAACUGUUUAACUGCAUGCGGUAAACACCUUUUUGGAUGGGAGUGUGAACUCGAAUGUGGUGCUGGUAAUGUUCUUGAUGCUUGCAGCGGAAGUCAAGUCUGUCUACCCGAUCCCUAUGGUUGCAACUGUCUCUCUGGUUACACAGGAAUAUACUGCGAUGAACAAUGUCCUCCAGGAAAGUUCGGUGUUGACUGUCUUCAAGACUGUCACUGUGCAGGAGGGGUGCCAUGUAAUGCUUUCACUGGAAGAUGUGAAGGAAGCUGUGAGGAUGGAUGGUCAGGAGAAGGCUGUCACGUUCCAUCCGUGUGUCCUGUUGGUUACUCUGGAAUCAAUUGCACGGAGUUCUGUAACUGUCCUGAUCUGUCAGAAUGCGAGAAGGAUUCUGGGUUCUGUUCAUCAUCAGAGGGACAAUGUGAGGUUGGCUUUGUCGCUGAAACACCAGAAAAGCCAGACAGAUGUUUCACAUUUGUUGGGUGUUUCGAGUCCUGUUCUAAGACACGCCAUUGUGCUGCUACCGACACGUGUGACGACGAGUCAGGUUCGUGCACUUCAUGUCAUCCACGAUGGUCGGGAGACAAUUGCCAAACAGAUCGUUUUACGGCUACUAGAGAAAAGACGAAUCCAGGCAUUGCAAUCAUUUCCUGCACAUUCGCUACCGAUUUAGACGAUGGCCUCUCCAUGAGAGCUGCUAUUGGGGACUUCACAACUGACAGUUUCGUUACUGCUACUUAUACUGACACAAGUGAUGGAUCAUCGUUGCAAUCGAACUUUACACUUUCCAUCGAUGACAUAGAAACUAAAACAAUUUACUGUUUCGUUGGCAAUUCAACCAGUGACGAUGGAUUUGCUUAUGUCAGCCUGCCCCCUCAUGGGACAUUCGUUCUUCCGGUCUUCAACAGCCAGCCAAGGUUAGCGGAACAAGGAUACAAUUAUUUGGUUAUUGCAUGGGAUUCUUGGAGCCCUGGCGUUGAUGUUGGAGACGGCCCUGUCAUCGGCUAUAAAGUAUACGUUACUUCUUCUGAUGGGAUCGAUACAAACACCUUUAUAACGGCAUCAGGUGUUCCAUCUGAAAGGCCAGGAUCUGUGGCUUCAAGGAAAAAAAGAGGGUAUGAAGGAUCGAUGAAAUCUUCCUACGAAGUGUUUACAACGGUGAGGAAAGAACGAGACGGAAGGCAGAUGAAACAACUUCGGGUGGAAUCCUUACCCAGGGAUUCUUCUCGGAAUAAGAGGCAAGGAGAUAUAGAAAUCCUGAUGCACAAUAUCACUGGUCUGGACGAGGGUCAGUCGUAUGAAAUUCGUAUUUCAGCAGUUCGUGAGGGGCUGAACGGUGAAGGAGAAAUGGGUCCUGCUUUGAGUGUGACCACUCGCGAGACACCUGUAGAACCGCCAAUUGGUUCUUCUACUAUUGGUCCUAUCGUUGGUGGCGCUAUAGGUGGAAUACUCAUCCUUCUGUUGAUUGCCGGCCUGGUGAUCAUAAUAAAAAUAAGAAGGGAUCGACCCGAAGAAGUUUCAAAACCUGUGACUUACAAAAACGAUGGAUUUGUCGAAGGCAUUGCCACUGAUAAAGGCCAAGAAACAGAUCAACCAUCUCAGCGGUACGAAAACCUGGGGCGUCGGAAACCGAUGGAACCUUCAAACCAAAUCCCUAUGCCCGACCUACCAACUAGGCCUACUCCUUUAGACGAGGGUUACAAGCCUACACGAAUUACAGUAGAGGAAUCUUCAAAGGAUCGCCGCCUCAUACCUGUCUCAAAGUUCGCCACUUUUGUUGAGAAUAAUAGGCACACUGACACAUUCUAUAAGGAUUUCCUUAAGUUGGCAAACGUUUGUCCUGGUCCUCCAGCCUCGAUGAUAAGAACUGCGUUGAAGAAAGAAAACCGGUCAAAGAGUCGAAACACGAACAACCAUCCACUGGAUAGGAACAGAGUCAUCCUAGAGUCUGUGGGCUCUUUAGAUUCAGAUUUCAUCGAUGCCAGCUACGUCAAGGGUAUUCGAUGCCGGUUUAUAACUACACAGAUGCCUAUGCCUAACACAGUCGCCGCUUUCUGGGACGUGGUAUUUUACAACCAACCAACUGUUAUCAUCAUGCUUAACGAUGAUGACAGACGUAACAAGGUUUGUGCCCAAUACUGGUUGGACAAUGGCGUUGCAACUUUCGGAUCCUUUUCUAUCACAACGUUGUCUGUCUCUGAGAACGAAGGACUGAUAGAGAGGGAGAUGCAAGUUACUAGAAACAAUUCAAAGGCUCGUCAUGUAGUGAAGCAGUACCAGUUCUUACACUGGCCAAAUGAGGCCGAGCAGCAAGCGAAUCGAGCUCGUCAACUAAUCAUUCUGAUGACAAAAGUUCAGGAAACUUUAGAACGAUUCCGAGAAGGGUUCCCAGUACUUGUUCAUUGCAUGAAUGGAGUUGGCCGAACUGGCGUAUUUUGUAGCACGCUUGAGUGCAUCGCACAAGUAAACGAAGAGGGCGCUGUUGAUGUCUUUCACGUGGUGAAGAUGCUCAGAAGUGAAAGGAUGCAUUUCGUACAAACCGAGGAGGAAUAUUCGUUCAUUCACGAGCUGAUCAACGAAUAUCUUCAAGAAAAUGAGUACGAGGAUCCGCUCCCCGAGGUCUCGCCGAACGAUCACACGUACACGUAUGCUGAAUCCCCUCUGGCCCCAGGUUCCGGUGAGAACGAGCAUGUAUACGCAGAACUGCAAGAGGGCGCCCCCGAUAAAGGAGUGUAUACCCCACUGAAGACAGAAAGAUAAUCCCGUUGGGACAAAGAUUCUUCCAGCUAUGGAAUCCAAGUACUCGGGAACGGUUUAAAAGGGAAAAUAUUAAAAGAUGCACUUGCAUUCACUGAACACCUAAACUCUUAAGCGUGUAGACAGUUUAUAGUCAGCAAACAAGCCGAUAAUUACUUGUAGGAGUUUCACUAUACAGAUUGAAUGACAACACUGCAUACUGAUGUUUAUGUUAUAAUCUAAGUGUUCUAAAAUUCAUUUUUGUAAUUCAUUUUUCAAAGGUAGUAAGUCGAAUCUUGAUGGAAAUUGUAUUCAUUCUAUACCCAGUUACAUGUUUUUUGAAAGAAAUAUAUUGUUAUAUCUUGGGAGUAUUAGUGAUACAAGAAUCGUUGCUGCACGGGGGAAGGGGUGGCAAAAAGACAUCUUCUACUACCCCCCCCCAAAAAAAAAAAUGUUCAAACAUGCACACAAGCAUAAAGUGUGCACGUCAAUUAUCAAAUUUCAACAUAGUAAAUAUUAUCUUUAUGACAAGAUUGGCCGCUUCGCACCCUCACUUUCUUAUUAUAACAGAUACUACGUAUUCUAACCUCAGUCCCCAUAAAUUCAUCUUCAUUGGCCAUUAAAAAAAAAUCGUUUCAAUAAUUAUCAAACUUCCUUUAAUCAUAUACAUUUUCCUCUCAUGUAAAAGCGGAUCUAUCUUUGUUGUUUAUAUCUCACUUAUAGUCAUAUUAGAAACAUGUUGGUGUCAUUAUGUAUAAUAGAAUGUUAUUUUUAUCUGUUGCGUUUCAAACAAACAAAAUACCUUAUUGUGUAAUGUCAAGAUGUUGAGUACAUUUUAUCGACUUUUUUUAUUGUUAUUUUUUGUUGAAAUCAGUCUAUUUUGUGACAGACAAACACCAAGCCGAUGUUUUGGUUUUCACGGGGCUCACGAAUGUUUGCAAAGGACGAGAAUUUUAAAAAUGCGAAAAAAUUGCAAAGUCCAUCAGUCAUUAUGAGUAGCAAAAGUUUCGCUCACUAUUUUCACCUGGGAUGAAUGCCUUUUCUUUACGCUUUAUAUUUUGCAAAAGUACCUCAAAAUCAUUGUAACCGGUUAAACGUUCUCAAAUCGUAUAUGUGAUGCUCGCGUCCUUCGCAAAAUCUUGGUGUCUCCCUUGUUGACUCAUUGUGGAGGGUUGUGGCCCAGUGGAUCAGUCUCGGGACUCUGAAACAGAGGGUCGUGGGUUCGAAUCCCAGCCGUGGCGUAAAUUCCUUUGGCAAAAAAAUGUAUCCACAUCGUGCUGCACUCGACCCAGGUGACGUUAAUGGGUACCCGGUGGAAUUAAUUCCUUGAACGCUAUUUAUAUGGCGGCUCAGCUACAGCCGGGGUAAUAAUAUGAUACCAAGUAUAUGCACAUAGUAACUACGCUAUAUAAAUUGAUAUACAAUUAUUAGUAUAUUGUUUUAAUUUACACUUUCAUUUUCAUUCUGUUACCUAUUCGCACUUUUACAUAUUGAAAUUACCAUUUGACUUUAUUGUAUCGAUUCUGUUCCAAGCCUUUCCGGGGAGAUUCAUGAGGCAUCUAGUCAGUGAUGUUAACCGAAUAAUUAGUUCUGAGCCAAUCAGAUACAAGGAUAUCAGUAGCUUAUGACAGUUAGCAAUAAAUAAUUCCUUCAUGGAAAUGCUCCCCAUAUUUAGUUUGAAGGCAUUUGAAGAUUAAAGAAAAACGUUGACAUUUCCAUUAUAAGACGAACUUAGACGACACUUUCGUUAAUCUUUUUAAUGUUGAUGUUAGCCUAUUUCUGUAAUCAAAUACCCAUCCCUGCCACUUACUUUCUUUUGUUGCAUAUAGUUUUAACACAAUUAUAAUGCCACACCAAUAUUCUAGAUUUGUUCAUAUAUACAUAUAUAAUAUAAUAUAUAUAUAUAUACAUAAUAUAUGAACGAUUCAAGAAUCUUAUCUCUUUUAUGAAUAACAUUUAUCCUAAGCUUCUGUUUUUACUCGUUGUUAUUUUUUGUACACUUGUAUGUGUCAAAUUUCGGGGAUUUUCGGCGUACAUUAGACUAUAUUAGCUAAAAUGUGUUUUUAUUAUUCUUAUAGACUUUGGCCUUUUUUACGUUAUGCGAUAUCAGUAUCGAUGUCUACACCACUGAAUAAAAAAAAUCAACUUGCUACCAUGGCCGCUUUACGUGUGUGAAUAAAUCACCUGGGACCCGUUUCAUAAAGGACUUGCAAAUGUUGUAACUUUGCCUUUUUGGAAACUACUAUGGAACCCUUGAGUAUGAUUGGCUGCUGAGCCCUGUUACCAUGGUAGUUGCCAUUAUGGCAAAAUUACAACAGUUACAAGUCCUUUUUUAAACGACCCCUGCUAUGUAUACGUUACUUUACAAUAAGUGUCCAAGCCUCUUCUGUUAUGUUGCCUACACUAUACUGAUACAUGGUGGCAGCGGUAACAAUUUGGAAGUCUGAGAGAUGACGGCGGGAAGACAUCAACCAGUAUUAAACUGUAAAAAAUAUUGGGUAAAUUUUUUACCACCACGAUGGUAAUUAUGUAUCCAACCAAUUUUGGUCAGUAUUUUUACCCAUUUCGGGAAGCAUAUUGUCCAGUAAGGUUAAAAAAUAAGCAGCAAUUACUUUAGAAUGGGCAAAAUUUUCAUCACACUGGGUAAAUGAAAAUGCCCCCAAAGAAAUGCCCAAUGUUGGUUGGAUACAUAAUUACCCUCAUGGAGCACUUUUACCCAAUAUGUUUUAGAGUGUGGGAAGUAUUUGCAUGAAAUGUUAACUUCUGCAUGCCUCACUAACGGGGGUUUUCACAAUUACUCGUGCGAUCGUUUGUGAUCACUUGGUCGCAAUAUACAUGCAUGUUGCACAGAAUCGCAACUGUUGUAAUGUGUCGCACCACCAUUGUGAAAGGGGCUUAACUCACAGUCUGGUAAAGCCGAAUAUAAAUGGAAUGUCGUAUGCAUAACAUGAACCGCCAUUCGUCGCUGUGUGCGGAGAGCGAUCGUAACAAAUAGCCUGAAUAAGAUUUUUUUUUACUGUGUUAAAAAAGAGAUGUGCAUCAGAAGACCAACAAACACUAAAAGCCGAUAAAACCUAAAUUACUUCAAUUUCUGGAAGUGUGAACAAUGGAUGAGUAUUUUUUUAUAUUAAUUGUAAAAUCUGGUGUGUGAGAAGUAAGUGGGAGUGAGCAGCAUUUUUGUUUCAUAAAACAAUGACAUUCACAUAGUAGGGGUGUGAGUGCGUUACAGGUAUUCUCAUUAGACACCGGUUGACCUGUGACUAUGCAUAAGGAGCGUUCACACGUGGAUAAAUAUAACAUAAAAACAUGUAUCUCCAUCGUAAUACGUAUACAAAGAUGAAUAAUACGAACAGCGAAUAUUCAUAAUGAGUAGUGGAAAACAUCCAGAAAAUGAACUGGGAGGCGACAAAUCUACACACAGAAUUCAAGCUUUUCAGACAAAGAAUGGAGCUAUUUCUAGCAGACCAAGACAUAACUGAUCCAAGAAAAAUGGCUUUAAACAACAAGAUUGCUGUAGGCAAUAUGCUUUCGCAGGUUGUAGGGCCAAAAUUAGAUGCAUCUAUUGUUUCAAUAUCU